Molecule: messenger RNA, 2350 nt
Organism: Ipomoea triloba (trilobed morning glory)
Lineage: Eukaryota; Viridiplantae; Streptophyta; Magnoliopsida; Solanales; Convolvulaceae
Exons: 1
Coding region: 182-2179 (665 amino acids)
Molecular function (GO): protein binding
Source: RefSeq, a predicted model, not a curated record
CACCUGAACAAAUCUGAAGUUCAGUAAUUUUCUUGCCCUAAUCCACACAAGAUUACUCCUUCUUCCACUCGGGUCAAUCACACUACAUAUAAUCAACCAACAGUCAAGAUCAGUGGGUUCAAUGUGGAGAGAGAGCUCUGACUCCGACUAGACCUUUCCCAAAAGCUUUCUUUUUCUAUCAAUGGCUGCCGCCUCUCAUAAAGGCAAGUUUUUCCUCUUCUCUUUGCUUAUAGCCUCUGAUUUUCUGCAUAUUUGUUGGGUCUAUGCGGACUCGGACUCAGACCCAUCCUCUCUGAUUGAGAAAGAGGAUAAAAAUGAAUCAAUAAUUGAUGCCUUAGAUGUGUUAAAGAGACACCAAGUACAGUUAGAGAAGCUCGAGGGGUUAGUGAAAGAUCUUAGUGAAUUAGUGGCUAGGUUAGAUUCAAGAUUAUCAGAGUACCCAGAAGUUAAAACUUCAGAUUCUGCAAAACCCAGUAUUGGGAGGUUGUCAAAAUAUGAUCUUGAAGAGAAGUAUGCUGGGAAGGGGAGGGAUAGUGAUUUGAUUUUGGAGAAAACUGGGGAGAAUGAUGGGUUGAGGAAUGGGAUCAGUGGUGGGGAUAAAGUUGGGGCAGUUUCAGUGACAAAGUACAGUCCUUUUUGGUCUGAGAGGUUCCAAUUUGUAUCUGCAGUGAGAUUGGAUUCAGAUGCUACUUGCAUCAAUGUGUUGCCAUUCCGAGAUUUCGAUGGAAUGAGCAAGUAUGUUGCGGUUGGGGAUGCCCGGGGGCAGUUGUAUGUGUUCUCGAGAAAUGGGGAUGUGCUGAUUGAGUUCAACACAUUGUUAGAUGCUCCUAUUACAGCUCUCGCGUCGUUCUUGACGCUUUACAAGAACGAGAGCGUAUUAGUCACGGGGCAUGAGAACGGUGUGAUUUUGAAGCAUAGAGUUUGGGAGGUGAUGCAGAAUGGGGAUGAGUGGCCUUUGCUUCAUAUGGAGUUUGUUGGGAAGUUUGCUUCUCCCGAAAUUGGGGAAGGUGGAUCUUCGAUUAUUAGUUUGGAAGUGCACCAUAUGGGGAGAAAUAGGUUUGUCUUGUCAACGGAUUUUAAUGGGAAUCUUAGGGUGUUUAGGGAGAAUGGAUCGGUUUAUGGAUUGGCAGUGCCUAAAAGCAGGCCUUUGGCGUUCUUGAAGCAAAGGCUCUUGUUUCUAACAGAGACUGGUGCGGGAUCGUUGGACUUGAGGACGAUGAAGAUUAGGGAAUCUGAAUGUGAAGGGUUGAACAAUUCGGUUGCUAAAAGCUAUGUGUUUGAUGCCAUUGAAUGGUCAAAAGCAUACGGCUUUACAUCCGAUGGUGACAUGAUUCACGUGCUGCUUUUAGGCGAUAUAAUGAACUUCAAGUGCAGGGUUAGGUCGAAGAAGAAGCUGGAAAUGGGCAUGACCGAGCCCCUAACGUUUCAGGCAAUUAAAGGGUAUUUGCUCAUAGCUAAUUUGGAGAAGGUUUGGGUGUACAAUGUGUCAUCUCAGCAUUACGUUAGGGCGGGAGGACCCAAACUCGUGUCCUCUGCACGCCUCGAUGAGGUCAUGAAUUCGUUCCUCAAUUACCAAUCGGUGGACUCAAAUCCCAACAAGGGAAUGCUAACUCCACUCCUAGCUAGCGACCGUGAAAAGCUCGUUAUACUCGGGACAGGAAACGGUUACAUCGGGAUGUAUCGCUCGAACCUUCCGGUUUUCAAGAAUGAAUUCAACACCAUGCUGUGGACAAGCCCUGUAUUGCUCUUCAUCCUUUUCCUAUUCGGGGCGUGGCAUUUUUUCGCCAAUAAAAAGGAAGCCCUCACGUCUUGGGGCCCCGACGAUCCUUUCGGCUCUACCUCGGUUACUGACGGAGCACCGCUCGGAUCUGGCAAGGGCGACAUAUCUUUUGCAGAUUCGUCGUCGAGGAAUGCAGACAUAAUGGACCUAAGGAACAGCAGUUUAAGAGGCGGCUCAUCAGGACGGUUUGUGUCUCAACCGCAAUAUCCGGGCGGAUCUACGACCCCGUACAGGCCAAGCGCCGCCACAGAUGCAAAUUCGAGGCCAUCUUCGGUUGAUCCAAACUUCAGAGCAGCUCCAGAACUGAAAUAUAGGGGUCCAAAUCUUGACACUGCUGGUUUUCCUAAAAGAAGGGAGAGCCUGUUUGGCAACAGUCAAGUUGUGGAUGAUAACAGUUGAUUUAGUAUUUACCACAUCAUGACUGUUGUAUCUAUUGUUACCACAUAGAGUUGAAAUCUUUGAAUUGAAUAUUUACUGUUACUGUCAAUCAACCAGAGUGGUCAGUGUUUCAGUUUUAUCUGUUGUUGUAACUUUGCAGUUUGAGAAGAAAUAAUGAAGGCAUUUUGGAAA